Messenger RNA from Fibroporia radiculosa, 597 nucleotides. RefSeq lists its product as uncharacterized. NCBI's taxonomy places the organism in Eukaryota, Fungi, Basidiomycota, Agaricomycetes, Polyporales, Fibroporiaceae. Bases 1 to 597 code for a protein of 198 amino acids. The record is from RefSeq and is a predicted model, not a curated record. The transcript has 5 exons.
AUGGCUGAAGUGUACUCGCAUCCUAUAAUGGCUCUGAAUACAUCCCUGCGGGCAUGCAGCGCAGUCAUCGACAUCCUCAUUGCGGUUAUAAUGUCAUACUAUCUCAUGAAGCAGGGUAUACCUAAGAUACCCAGGUACACGCCAUUGUUCUACUUUGGAAGCUUGGCAAUUAAACUAACACCGUCGGUUGGCAGCUCAAGAAAGAUGUAUUUCCGUCUCAUCUCAUUGACCGUCAGCACAGGAAUAUGGACCGCCAUUGUUGCUACUGCUGACUUUUGCCUUAUGGCUGCGUAUCAAGAGCAAUUGUACUACACCAUUUUCGAAUUUCCUCUCUGCUCGCUAUACGUGAGCGUUCUACUCGCUAACUUGAACUCAAGGGAAUUUGUGAAAGGGUCGGAAGAGCCAUGGCAGGGAGUAUCGCCUAGUAGACGAAGCAUUUCCACUAUUCCUGUGCGCGGAACAGUAGGCGCUGCUGAAGACUACCCUCCUUCACAGGCUAUGAUGAUGCUUGACCUGACGCCAUCAGUGGAUGGCAAAUUCAAGCACGAUACGGUCGACUUUAGUCCCAAGAUGGCUUCGAAUUACCUUACCGUCUAA